Orbicella faveolata is the source of this 783-nucleotide messenger RNA. RefSeq names its product FAD-dependent oxidoreductase domain-containing protein 1-like. NCBI's taxonomy places the organism in Eukaryota, Metazoa, Cnidaria, Anthozoa, Scleractinia, Merulinidae. Gene Ontology annotation, biological process: mitochondrial respiratory chain complex I assembly. Gene Ontology annotation, cellular component: cytoplasm. The record is from RefSeq and is a predicted model, not a curated record.
CAGGGACGGGAGGGACAGGAAUUUCCCUUCGACGAUUCUGUGACAAAUCAGCCAAUGGCCCGGCGUGACACGACAACAGUUCACACAAUCUCAAAAAAUCUUGAAUAUCUAAUAACAAAAUGGCUACCCGCGGCGUUUUCUUACGGAAAACCUUGACUUGUUUAAUCUCUCGUUCAAACAACCGAUUGAGAAUGAAUUAUUUGAACUGUGUUCGCUGCCUGUCGCUGUCCUAUGGCACGAAAGCUUCGAAAGCUGGCAGUCCCAAAGAGAAAAACAUUUACGAUGUUGCGAUCGUUGGCGGGGGUGCCAUGGGCUCAUCUUCGGCUUACUUUCUAGCGAGCAGAUUGACACAUGAAAUGGGUAAAAUCUGCGUGAUUGAGCGUGAUCCUACGUACUCAAAUGCAUCAACAACAUUGUCACUUGCAUCAAUUAGACAGCAGUUCUCCUUGGCUGAAAAUGUUCAAAUGUCGCAACAGAGCUUUCGAUUUCUCUCAGAAAUAGACCAACAUUUGGCAGUUGAGGGGUGUGACCCCCCUGACAUCCAACUCAGGAGACAAGGUUAUCUGUUUCUGGCAAGCAAGAACGGGGAAGAAAUACUAAAGAAAAAUCAUGCACUUCAAAGGAAGCUAGACUGCCAUGUCAUUCUUCUUUCACCAAGUGAACUCAGUGAGCGAUUUCCUUGGAUUAACACAGACGGCAUCGCACUUGCUUCAUUGGGUUAGCAUUACAAAUUAUUAUAGGGAGUAAUGUACCACAGUGUAUUAGCAGAAAUUAACAUUAAUU